UGCGUUACAGCUCCUCCUCCUCCUCCCUUCAAAAUUUGAAUUUUGAAUUCAAACAACAUCCCCCCAAAACUCCCAUCUCAAAAACAACACACACAAACACACAGUUUCUAAACCCUAAAAGAAACGAUCUGGAUCUUGUAAAGAUGCCAUUCAUUUCGGAAGCGGCGAGUGCUAUUAAGAGCAGAUUUGGCUUCCACGACCGCAAUUCGGAGCACAAUCCCACACCCAUUCGCAGCACUCCGGAUGUGCAAACGUCGAAGCAGCAGCUGCUUAAUUCUUCAGCUCUACGGAACAUUUCGUCGUCGGAUCAGACUUGUUUCCAGAUUUACGAAGAUCCUUCCUUCUGGAAGGACCACAAUGUUCAGGUGAUUAUAAGACUACGUCCAUUGAGUAGUUCCGAAGUAUCUCUGCAAGGAUCCGGUAAAUGUGUCAGGCAAGAUAGCAAUCAGACUGUUACUUGGACUGGACAUCCAGAAUCACGCUUUACUUUUGAUAUUGUUGCGGAUGAAAAUGUUAGCCAGGAAAUGCUAUUCAAAGUGGCUGGAGUACCCAUGGUGGAAAACUGUAUAAGUGGCUAUAAUAGCUGCAUGUUUGCAUAUGGGCAAACUGGAAGUGGAAAGACUCACACAAUGCUUGGUGACAUUGAGGGUGGCACUCGAAGGCAUAGUGUGAACUGUGGGAUGACUCCUAGAGUUUUUGAAUACUUAUUCUCAAGAAUUCAAAAGGAAAAGGAGGCACGCAGAGAGGAAAAGAUCAGAUACACUUGCAAAUGUUCAUUUCUGGAGAUAUACAAUGAGCAAAUUCUUGACCUUCUUGAUCCUUCGUCUAUCAACUUACAGAUAAGAGAAGACACUAAGAAGGGGGUUUAUGUGGAUAAUCUUACUGAGGUGGAAGUUUCAAGCUCUCGAGAUGUGCUUCAACAACUUGUUCAGGGCUCAGCAAAUAGAAAGGUAGCUGCCACAAAUAUGAAUCGUGCAAGUAGUCGUUCUCAUAGUGUAUUUACAUGCAUCAUAGAAAGUAAAUGGGAAUCUCAAGGUGUGACCCAUCAUCGCUUUGCCAGGCUUAACCUUGUUGAUUUAGCAGGCUCUGAGAGGCAGAAGAGUUCUGGCGCUGAAGGUGAACGCCUUAAAGAAGCUACCAACAUCAACAAGUCUCUUUCGACAUUGGGACUUGUGAUUAUGAAUCUUGUGAGUAUAUCUAAUGGAAAAUCACUGCAUGUUCCUUACCGUGAUUCAAAGCUCACAUUCUUGCUUCAGGAUUCUCUAGGAGGGAAUUCGAAGACAACUAUAAUAGCAAAUAUUAGUCCUUCAAGCUGCUGUUCUUCGGAGACUCUAAGCACAUUAAAGUUUGCUCAGCGGGCUAAAUUCAUUAAGAAUCAUGCUACUGUCAAUGAAGACGCUUCUGGAGACGUCCUUGCUAUGAGGAUGCAAAUUCAGCAACUCAAGAAAGAAGUUUCACGGUUACAGAAUGUAGUCAAUGGAGGAGCUGAAAAUCUUGAGAGUGACGCUUGGUCUGUAUCCUUUCCAGGAUCUCCAGGAUCCUUUAAGUGGGAAGGGCUUAAUGGAUCAUUUAGUCCAUUCAAAGUUGAUAAAAGGAUGUCACAGAAAAGAGAGUACGAGGUUGCCCUUGUGGGAGCUUUCAGGAGGGAGAAGGACAAAGACAUGGCAUUGCAAGCAUUGACUGCAUCAAAUGUGGCAGCAAUGGAUUUGGCUACACAAAGAGAAAAGGAGGUACAGGGAUUGAAAAUGAGAUUAAGGUUCCGAGAAUCUGGAAUAAAGAGACUGGAAGAUCUUGCUUCUGGGAAGAUAUCAGCCGAGACACACUUGCUGAAAGAAAAGGAAGAAUACCUACAGGAAAUUGAAAUGCUGCGCACCCAGGUGGACAAGAAUCAAGAUGUCACAAAAUUUGCCAUGGAAAAUCUGCGCCUAAAAGAGGAGAUUAGACGAUUAAAAUUAAUCUCCGAGGAAGGUGAAUGGGAAAGGAUGAAUGAACAGGUUACGAUUUUACAGAAUAAGUUACUCGAAGCCCUUGACUGGAAACUUAUGCACGAAUCUGAUCCAUCAACUAAUCAGAGAAUUGUAUCUGAGAUGGUUAUUGAUGCUUCAAAUGAUAUUAACAUGUUGCCUUCCCCCAAGGAACCAACAUCACCUUGGAAGGCUGGAGUAAAUGAAGAGAAUGAGUUCCUACGAAUGCAGGCUAUUCAAAACCAAUCAGAAAUGGAGUCCCUACGCAAAAAACUCAAUUCCUGCAUUGGGGAGAAAGAUAAAUUGGAAAGGAGUCUAAAUGACCUGAGCAAAGAACUAGAAGCAGAGAGAUCAUUACAAGUUGCCAUGAAGGAAGAUAAGCAAAACUCACAGCUCCAAUUUCCUCCACUAAUAUCUGAUCAACUGAUAACUGUUGCUUCAAAUGAUCAAAUCGAGCUCAAAACUAUGGUUGAUGCAAUUGCUUCUGCAAGCCAAAGAGAAGCAAAAGCUCAAGAAAUUGCAGUUGCCUUGUCCAAAGAAAAUGAUGAACUCAGGAUGAAACUUAAGAUAUUGAUUGAAGACAACAAUAAACUGAUUGAAAUAUACGAACAUGCAGUUGCUGAAAAUACGAAUAAAACGAAUCCCCUUGCUACCGAAGAAGAAAAAACUAAUAACCAAAGUGGUCACGUAAUUGGAUUUGCUGAAGAGACUGUGCUACAAAGUAAAGAAGUGGAGGAUUUACAACAUCAACUUGCAGAAAUGCAUGAAGAGAAUGAGAAGCUACUCGGUCUAUACGAAAAAGCCAUGCAAGAAAGGGAUGAAUUGAAAAGAAUGCUUUAUUCUGCUGAGAGGACGACUCCUAUUAAUCAGAGGGAAGACAUUAAUUGCCUCGAAAUGCUUGCAAGGGUCGGUGAAGGAGAUUCUAUAGAUUUCAAUGAAUCUUCCACACCUGACAAAACUGUCGAAAGUGCGGAAGCAGAUCCUCUUGCAUCAUAUGUGCAUGAUGAAGAGAAAGGUACCCAGUUGGUGGAUAUUCCUGCCGAAACUAAAUUUCUACAAGAGGAGUCUCUCUUCGAAGUGAAGGUGCAUGAUGAUUACAGCAUAUAUUCUGGAAGUCCACGAAUAAAUGAUUAUCUUGACAUAGAUGAAAUGCCAAGUUUUGUUGAUGCAAGGAGUGUUAUAGAGUGUGAUUUUAUGGACCACGAUUUCCAAGAGACUGCACCAUCUGUUGAGUUAGAAGCAUCAGGUGAAGAUAAAAUGUCUACAGGUCUCGCUCAGUUGAAUAAGUCAUCAGAUGACACUAGAAUAAGGGUUUCGAAGGAUUUGUAUUCAGAUCUGGACAAAGUUCAAGACAUGCUUUCAACUUCAUCCAGUACUAUCUCUGCAUAUCGUUCGCUUGAGAGCGCAGUCAUUGAGAUUGGUGAACUCUCCAGAAAAAUAGAAGCAUUAGAUGAUAGUGUCAUAGUUAAACAGCAGGAGCACAAGUCGUUAAAGAUCCUCUCUUCAGAGAUUCUGGAAAAUGGUUCAUUGAUUGAAAAGAAGUUGAUGGCACUCAAGUACUCUGUUUCAAACUUUUCCUCGUCAAUCGAUUAUUUUGAGCAGCGAGAAGGUCAAGCAAGGACAAUUUUAGACCAGUUGAUAUCUAAUAUAAACCAAAAGAAAGAGGAAUUAAGGCAACUCGAAGUUAACAGAAGCAAAACUGAAGAGGCCAAGAAAGCAAUUCAGCAAUCUAAAGUUGAACUGAAGAGUAAUAUUGCAGAGCUGAACAGUAAAAUUGAGGAGGAGAAUAGAAGGCUAGAAAGUGAAAAGGUUCUGAUUGCCAUAGAUGAUAACAAGUUAGAGGUUCACCAAUGGAGAGGCAGUAAAGCUACUGAUUUACUCAAAGCCGAGGAAGACAAAUCAAAGCUACAACUUCAAAUGAAGCAGGUUCGCCAGAAACUCGGGCUCUUAAGGGAGGAAUAUGAAGAUCUUGGCAGAAAGUUUGAGAAAGUGGAUUACCAGACACAACUUGUUCGGAAGGAGAUACACAAAGGUUCAGAAAAGGUCAAAGAGGCAGAGCAGAAGCUUCAGAGUAUCAUCGAAGAAAAGGAGUUUAUACAGCAAGCAAAGGAUGAAGGGAUGACUGAACUAGAAAACCUGAUAUUUGAGUAUCAGCAAUAUUUCUUUGAAUAUCAAUUGAAGGGCGAGGAGCUGAUUAUUUUAGAUGAAGAAUUGCAGAUCGAUCUGGAAAUAUUGGAAAAGUUGCAGACGGCAAGAAGUACAGCUAUCAAGAUGAAUGCUCAGUUGCUGGAUGAAAUGGGUCACUCUGGCUCUUUAUCCGACAAUAUUGUGAAAGAACUUCAAAAAGUGAGGGUAUUCAUUAGAGAGUUGAAGUCAUUAUUUGGUGAUGACUGCUCACUCAACUGAUGCCUUGUAGCUAUUCUUUUCCUUUGGCUUGUACAAAACACAAUGUUCUCAAUGCUGUUAUCUAACUCAGUUCGAAAUUA
Messenger RNA from Daucus carota subsp. sativus, 4450 nucleotides. Its product is annotated as kinesin-like protein KIN-12E. Gene Ontology annotation, biological process: microtubule-based movement. The coding region runs from base 144 to 4370 and encodes 1408 amino acids. Gene Ontology annotation, molecular function: microtubule motor activity; microtubule binding; ATP binding. NCBI's taxonomy places the organism in Eukaryota, Viridiplantae, Streptophyta, Magnoliopsida, Apiales, Apiaceae. The transcript is spliced from 22 exons. The record is from RefSeq and is a predicted model, not a curated record.